ACUGCGUUUCUGUUUCGAAAUUAUUUGCGCCGAGUUUUUCGUGUUUUCCAGGGGAAUUUCAUUUAAAUACGGCUUAUUAUAGUUCAUUUUUUCAGAUUAUAUCUUUGUAUAUAUAACUUAUUAUCAAAGUCAUUCCAAUGCGACGUUCGAAGGCUCCUUCAAUGCGCCUGGCCGCCAAACAAGAGGCUGAAAAUCGACCUUCCUCACAGGAACUACAGGAGGAACCGCCUUGCUCGUGGCCCAGCAACUCUCCUCAGAUUGAAUGGGGUUCCUCCAAGAGCUAUGAAGGCCUCCGAGAACUGAAGCCUGGUGAAAACCCACUCAAAGACAGCCGCAUCUACCAUGUGCUCUGGCGAAAUCAAACCACCAAAAAGCACAAGACAUGGACUGGCAACGGAACACUAGUGGUCACAGGCUCGAAGAUGACUCUCAAGGAUGACUCGGGCAUGGUUGUGGACUCGGCAACGUGCUUUAAGCCGCGCCAGAUCAAGGAGAACGAUCAGCUGCAGAUCGGCAGCAGGGAUGUGGAGGUCCAGGAGGAGUUCAAGACCUUUGAAGAGUGCGCGGCGCACCGCAGGCUGGAGAUUGCCAACUGGUGCCAGAAGAUAGAUACUCAGAAUGGCCACGUAGACGACUCUGUGCCACCUUCGGUGUUCAAUUUAGCUUUUAGAUCACAUGUGCUCAAGAAGAGGAUGCGGCCGGAAAGUCCCACAGAGCUCCAAGGGGACUUCAAGACCAUCGAAGAGGGUCCAGCCCAACGCAAACGGGAAAUGGCAAGCUGGAGCCAGGACACCAAUAACUCUUUGCCACCUCCAUAUCGGAGGAUUCACCCAGAGAGUUCCUCACAGGCAGUUAAUCCAACAGAUCCUGCCUCAUUUACUCAAAUUGAAUAUUUGUGCCUUUUAGCUCCAGCCGAGCUGCAGGAGAAAACACUAAACUUUCUUGCUGAGCAUAGUCAUGGUCAGGAACAAUCAAUAGUCCUGGACAUGGUCCACGAGGUCUGCGACCAUCCUGUGCUGCUGAAAACCAGGGAUAACCAGCCUGAUAGCUGGGAGCUGAUGCAACUGCUCAAGCCUCGUUUGCCCCCUUGGACAGAAAUGGGUCUGUACGACUCGGCCAAGUUCGAGUUUGUGCAUCUAAUGCUGGACGAUCUGGUUGUGGAGCGGGGCGAGCAAUGCUGCAUUGUGGCCAAUAGUCAGGAUUGCUUGCGCCUGGUAAAGGGUUACUGCCAAAACUGGGACAUAGAACAUGUCCAGCUGGAUGAUGAGGAUCAGGUAUCUUCGUUUAACCAAGAAGGGAAAGCUGGAUCACCCAAGGUCGCCUUGGCACUCACAAGCCAACUGCCAGCGAUUCGAUCUCUACGCUGCAAAUAUCUAAUUAUUUAUAACCACAAUGCAAGGCAGGCAACUAAUCAUUUUCUGGCAGCUGGCACGAAAAUAUAUACGUUGGUUACAGCUGGAGGUUGCCCAGAGGAGCAAGAGUUCUAUAGGAGCUUAGGUCUCCGUACUGGUGAUGCGACACAGGCCCUCCAAAGCUACAGACAGGACCUUAAGAUUCCGACCGACUGGACCCUGAUGGAACCGCCAUAUACCAAAGAGUUUCUCCAAGAUGCGUGUAUUUCUGAUAGCCUGGAAAGCCUACAACGUGUUUAUUUAACCCAAAAUAAGACAUUUAGGCAAUAAAAAUGUAUUAAUUUAAUAAUGUAAUUAUUUAAAUUAU
Messenger RNA from Drosophila kikkawai, 1719 nucleotides. RefSeq lists its product as uncharacterized. Lineage: Eukaryota; Metazoa; Arthropoda; Insecta; Diptera; Drosophilidae. The record is from RefSeq and is a predicted model, not a curated record.